Molecule: messenger RNA, 670 nt
Organism: Plutella xylostella (diamondback moth)
Lineage: Eukaryota; Metazoa; Arthropoda; Insecta; Lepidoptera; Plutellidae
Source: RefSeq, a predicted model, not a curated record
AUGGCGGACGCGCGGCUCUCUUUCGGCGGCGGCGGCGAUCUACCGUGCCAUAGAGCCAUCCUGGCGGCGCGGUCCCGGCUGUUUAGGAAAGUUCUGUCAGCCCGAGGGGCGUCCGACGAGCCACGCGUCAUCCACAUUGAUGAGAAGGUGCUCCCACGGAGGUUCGCGCCCGCGCUGCUACACGCGGCGUAUACCGACCAGGUGGACCUGAGCCUCAUCCAGAGGGCGCCAUCUUCGCCCACUUCUACUAAUAGCUCCGGCACUUCUAAUGCGGCAUGGCCAGGCAGCGGCGGGCGCGGCUCUCACUCGGCGCAGCUAGAGGACGCGUUCCAGCUGUACGAGAUAGCUAGAUUCAUGGAGAUGCCGAUCCUGGCGCAGGGCUGCGAGGAGCGACUCGUGGCGCAGCUGUCGCCGGCUACGCUGCCGCGCCUGCUGCGCUGGGCGGUGCAGCCGCACGCGAGUAGAUAUGUGCAUAGACAAGCAAUGCGCUACCUGCUAGACGAGUUCCACACAGUGAUGUCGUCGCCGCACGGCCCGCGCGUGCCUCGCGCGGCGCUGGCCCGGGCACUCGCCUCGAGCGAGCUGCAGUGUAGCGAGCCACAGGCCCUCAGAGCGGUGUUGAGAUGGGCUGAGCAUGCGCCUAAUAACACUCAACAGCCAAGUAAGUAGA